Molecule: messenger RNA, 261 nt
Organism: Haemonchus placei
Lineage: Eukaryota; Metazoa; Nematoda; Chromadorea; Rhabditida; Trichostrongylidae
Source: the annotation of a GenBank genome assembly
AUGCCAGGAGAAUCAGAUUCGUUGGAGUCGACUAUUGGCAAAGGCCACCUUUCCGAACCGACUCCAACCACCACCAGUAUUCGAAGUAUACACUCAGCUGGUGACUCAUUUACACAUCCUGCUGACUUCUGGCUGCAAUCAGCAGACUUCUAUCAUGGCUACCUUCCAAGGGAAGAUAUACCUCCACUUCUACUAAAAAAUGGAGAUUUUCUUGUACGUUUGAGCGAGGUGGAAAACAUUCGUGUAAAUCACAACCGAUAA